Molecule: messenger RNA, 2110 nt
Organism: Pteropus alecto (black flying fox)
Lineage: Eukaryota; Metazoa; Chordata; Mammalia; Chiroptera; Pteropodidae
Gene: DNAAF3
Product: dynein axonemal assembly factor 3
Exons: 12
Coding region: 122-1657 (511 amino acids)
Biological process (GO): axonemal dynein complex assembly; motile cilium assembly
Source: RefSeq, a predicted model, not a curated record
GGCUGGUUGAUCGAAGAGGGCGGGAGCUAUAAGCCGUAGUUGUGGAGGGGCGCGGAAUCGCAGCGCAGCACCUCGCAAGGAGAAAGGGUCCGCCACAGGAUAUCUGGAAGGAUAGAGGGCGAUGACCACACCAGCAGGCUCUGGCACGGGCUUCGGCUCCGUGUCCUGGUGGGGCCUGUCCCCAGCGUUGGACCUGCAGGCCGAGAGUCCUCUUGUGGACCCAGACUCGCAGGCCGAUACAGAGCACGGAACCCCACAGCUAGAUGUGCUGCUGCUGGGCUCCGUGGAUGGGCGGCACCUGCUGCGGACCCUGGCCCGCGCGGCACUCUGGCCUCGCAGAAGGUUCCAAUUCUACGUGCUGGAGAAUAAUCUGGAAGCUGUGGCCCGACACAUGCUGGUCUUCAGCCUAGUCCUGGAGAACCCUGCGAAGAUGGGGCUGCAAGAGAAAAGCGAGACCUUCCUGGAAGUGUGGGGGAACACGCUACUGCGCCCCCCGGUGGCCGCCUUCGUGCGUGCUCAGGCUGACCGCCUGGCACACUUGGUCCCAGAGCCUGACCGCAUGGCGGAGCAGCUGCCCUGGCUCCGCCUGGGCGCCCUGAAGUUCCGAGAGCGGGAUGCCCUGGAGGCCGUGUUCCGCUUCUGGGCUGGCGGGGAGAAGGGGCCCGAGUCCUUCCCCAUUCGCUGUCUCUGGGACACGAGGCUGCGCCACUACCUGGGUUCCCGCUACGACGCCCGGCGCGGUGUCAGCGACUGGGACCUACACAUGAAGUUGCAUGACCGCGGGGCCCGAGUCAUCCACAUCCACGAGUUCCGGCGCUGGAGGGACACAGGCAUUGCCUUUGAACUCAGAGACUCCAGUGCCUACCAUGUGCCCAAUCGGACCCUGGCGUCGGGUCAUCUCAUGAGCCACCGCGGGGAGCGUGUGGCAGUGCGAGGGUACUGGGGAGACAUCGCCACGGGGCCCUUCGUGGCCUUUGGAAUCGAAGCUGACGACGAGGGCCUCCUGCGGACUAGCAACGGGAAGCCGAUCAAGACAGCCGGCGAGAUCACACAGCACAAUGUGACAGAGCUGUUCAGAGCGAUGGCGGCCUGGGAGUGUGGGAAAGUUGCGCAGCAAGACCCCGUGGAGGUGCUGGGCCAAGCGGAUGGAACCCAGGAGCCUGCAGCCCCCAGCCCGGAAUCCUUCACUGUCCACUUCCUGCCCCUCGGCUCUGCUCAGACCCUCCACCACAAGAGCUGCUACAAGGGACGGUUCCAUCUUCUCUACAUGGCCUGUGGGAUGGUCCAUCUUCUCAGCCCUGAGCUCGGGGCCUGUGUAGCCCCUGGAGGACGCUUGAUUGUGGAAUUAGCCCGGUACCUGGUGGACCUGCGGCAUGAGCAGCUUCAGGGGUUUACCACCCGGGUUGCGGAGCUAGCUCAGGCAGCUGGAUUUGCCCCAGAGCCCGGGGCCAGGCCCUCAGAGACCUUCGUGCGCUUCUACAGGUCAGAAGACUCUGCUACCGACUGCAUUAACCUAGCAGUGGAGUCCAGGCCUUCAGCCCCUGAAGUCCUGGCUCCACACCCUGAAGUGCUGGAUCAGCCCCCUGAAGUCCUGGACCCAUCCCCUGAGGCAAUGAACCCGCCCUCUGAGGACCUGAUGCAGUCCCUCCAAGGCUGAACCCCACCCUCUGAACCUCUCCAAUUGCCCUCAGAGUCUCGAGGUUAACUCUCUGAGGCUUUAGCUCCAACCCAAAACCAAGAGAGCCUGACUAGAUCCCCAGAAACCAAGUCCCCAUCUCUAACUUCUAAAGUCAGGUCCUGGAAUUAGAGCUUGCCUCCAGAACACUCAGUUAUACCUUCAUAGGUUUCACUCCACCCCAGAGGUUGCUGGAAUUUCAGAUUCUAUUCCUGGGAUUCUAUGUUCUAUUCCUAGAAUUUAAGAUUGUUCUCUCAGAGUUCUACACUCCACCCCAGAGACUCUAAACACAGCCUAGAGAUUGGGCCUUGGGUCUCCGACCAUCUACGUUGUCCCCAGGUGUCCCAUUCCUAACUGGGGAUUGGGAUGUCUCCUCUCCUGGAGCUGAUCUUUACCCACGUGGUCCAAGUAAAGAGAGCCUGGUCUUCUUCUCCA